AUGUCUCUCAAGAAAGAUUCCCACCCUUCCUCCGCCGCCUUCGACGCGAUCAACUCCGCCCUGCAGUCCGACGAGGCGGAGCGCAAGGACGCCAUCAGCAAGGCGAAGACUAUCGUCGUUUUCAACAUCAAGAACUCCAGCGGUGAGGAGCAGAGCUGGUACCUCGACCUGAAGGACAAGGGUGAGGUUGGCCAGGGCGCCACUCCCCCAGGAGGCAAGGCUGAUGUCACUCUCUCACUCUCCGACGAAGACUUCGCCUCUCUCGUCUCCGGCAAGGCCAACGCUCAGCGCCUGUUCAUGGGCGGCAAGCUGAAGAUCAAGGGCAACGUUAUGAAGGCUACCAAGAUGGAGCCCGUCCUCAAGAAGGCCCAGAGCAAGGCCAAGCUGUAA
Messenger RNA from Penicillium chermesinum, 390 nucleotides. Its product is annotated as SCP2 sterol-binding domain-containing protein. Bases 1 to 390 code for a protein of 129 amino acids. The record is from RefSeq and is a predicted model, not a curated record. The transcript is spliced from 3 exons. Gene Ontology annotation, cellular component: cytosol. NCBI's taxonomy places the organism in Eukaryota, Fungi, Ascomycota, Eurotiomycetes, Eurotiales, Aspergillaceae.